AUGUCAGAAUCCACUACGGGCACUGGUGUCGUCUACCAGGACCUGCACCCCAUCAAUCAUCCAGCAGCCCAACCAAAUACGUUUGAUGCAUCUACGACGACAAGCACCGCGACGGAAGCCGCCCAGAAUCUGACCGAAGAACCCACGGCCAGUCAUGCUCUUGCCCAAGCCGAUAUUGACGUGAAGGGAGUCGCGCAGCUCGCCCACAAUGCCGAAGUCAAGGACCUGGGCUGGAAUGAGCCUCCUGAGAAGAUUCCCGCUCCUCUCGUCGGUGGCAUGGACAACGAGGAGCUCUGGGUCUUGGUCCGUCGCUUCAACAAGCAAAUGUACCACGUCAAGGAGUAUCCUUAUCCCGUGCCUGGCAACCUCGACCUGAACAUCGCCGACGAAGACGAAUUCUCGCCCGAUAAGCUACGCGCCACCAUUGAACGCCUGUACAUGACGGUCGGCCUGGGUCUGAUGGGCUUUAUCAAGCAGGUCGGCCGUCUGAGAUCAUGGCGCGAACGAAACCGUACUGCUUACUUCUGCGCCGCAUACUUUGUCGCCUGGCUGCUCGACAUGCUCGUCCCGUUGUUCACAAUCACCCUCGUCGUUCUGAUAGUUUACCCGCCUUCACGCGACGCCAUGUUUCCUCCCGCUCCUCUCGCUCUCGUCGACGCCAAGACCGGAGGCGUGCAAAAGCCAAAGGCAGGUGUGUUAGGCAGUACGGACACGGCCACAGGAGCUCCAGAACAGCACAAGGGCGAGGCCGCCGAAGCAGAGGCCAGCAACUUUGUCAACAGUAUCGCUUCGGUCGCCCUCGCGAGCGCCAGCGGUAAACACCCACAAACCGAGCCUCCACCAGGACAGGGGGGCGUUGCCGAUAGCGUCCCUGAUCCUACUGCUAUCGCCAUCGGCGCCAGUUCUGCAAAAACCUCGGCUGAAGGCAAGGUGGCUGCUCAUACACAUGACAAGACAAAGGUGCCCAUGGAGACUGCCAUGUGGAGCAAGAUGAGGCCCAUCAUGCAUGGGCUCGCCGACGUGGCCGACACCUGGGAGCGCUUUGCCAAUGCCCUGUCUCCCACCCCACCUUUCCCCCACGACCUCUACCGCCUGCGUCUGGCUGCUGUCGUUGUCCCGUUGAUUGGAGUCUCUCUGUUGACUUCAGCCUACAUGUUCACCAAGGGUGUCACUUUCGGCAUCGGCUUCGGAUUCUUUGGCGACCCCGUGAUUCAACCUGGUUUGCGAUGGCUCAACCGUACCUUUCCUCACUGGCAAAAGCUGCUUGAGAUCCGCAAUACUCUGCUCAAGGGUGUCCCUACCAAUGCUCAACUCACCAUCACUCUUCUUCGAAUCGGCGAGGCGAACAAGGCUCCUCUUCCACCUCCACCACACAGCAAGGAGCCGCCACCGGAUGUUCCUGCAGAGAUAACUGACGUGCACUUGCGUGCUACUGGUGCCGACUGGCCGUUGAACGCGACACAAGAAGAACUAGACGCUGCCAUGGCCCACGACCCCACAACUGCUCAUGAAACCGCUGGUGCUGAUAUUGACCACAGCAAGGACAGUAAACAUGGCAAGAAGGGACACAAGCUCGUAUCUUUCUUCAAAAGUACUGUCAAGGGCACCGUCGAGACUGCUCUGGGCGCCGACAAGCUCAAGGCCAAGGCAGGAAGCGAGCCGUCCAAGCAACGCCUCGGUGCCAUUCCCAAGACAAAGGACUACAACGUUGACGGCCCAGUUGACUUUGCUUGCCGCUUCCACGGCAAGAGGGGUCACACCAUCAUCUCCACCAGGACGGCCAUUCCCUGCGUGUCUUUCACAUUGGACAAGAAGGUUGCCGAAUUAGGUUCGCUUGGCCGCGAGGAGGAGCUACAUCCAGUCUGGACUGUUCCCAUUGCUGACAUCAAAGAGAUGAAGAAGGUCGGUGGACUUGGAUGGAAGGCGAAGUUGGUUGUAGGCUGGGCACUUGACCGCGAGGUUGCUGAUGGUAUGGAGAUUGUGAGCAAGACUGGCGAGGUCUUCACCAUUACUGCAAUGGCUCUUAGAGAUGAGUUGUUCAACCGACUCGUUGCCAUGGGCGGUCAGAAGUGGGAAGCCUGGUAG
This is a messenger RNA of Aureobasidium namibiae CBS 147.97, 2085 nucleotides long. RefSeq lists its product as uncharacterized. The transcript is spliced from 2 exons. Lineage: Eukaryota; Fungi; Ascomycota; Dothideomycetes; Dothideales; Saccotheciaceae. The coding region runs from base 1 to 2085 and encodes 694 amino acids. The record is from RefSeq and is a predicted model, not a curated record.